This is a messenger RNA of Homarus americanus (American lobster), 11362 nucleotides long. RefSeq names its product mitogen-activated protein kinase kinase kinase 4-like. Bases 171 to 5033 code for a protein of 1620 amino acids. The transcript is spliced from 27 exons. Gene Ontology annotation, biological process: MAPK cascade; protein phosphorylation. NCBI's taxonomy places the organism in Eukaryota, Metazoa, Arthropoda, Malacostraca, Decapoda, Nephropidae. Gene Ontology annotation, molecular function: ATP binding; protein kinase activity. The record is from RefSeq and is a predicted model, not a curated record.
AAAUUUGUAAAGGGUCGUAGUGCCAGCCAUUGACACAGGAUACACCGUUUGUUUACCUUCAACAUCAGUGAUAAAACUUCUUGACAGCAAGUCCCGUGACACCCAUGACCACCCUUGACACGGCUUGACUUGUGCCUUGUCUGUGAUGUGACGUGACCGCCAGGAACAUCAUGUCCAAGGGAGAUGACGAUGGGUGGAGGGAGAGACUUGGUAUAGACUUUCAUAUAGAAUUAUCUGACUCCGACAUCGAGGACGACCUCUGUACCUCCAGGGGUGAGGACAAGUCAACAAGGGCCUUCUUCAAAAACAGUGGUACAAGCGAUGACUUGGCAGCACCUGAAGAUGUGGAGGGGCUGGAGAGCUUUGACUCUUUCACACAUGAAGAGGAGGAACUGGCACAUUACUUGAAAGAGUUCGGAAAGACUCCUCCACGCACGGCCCGGCAAAGGCGACAGAAGGAGAGGGAUGCCUACUGCUCACAAGCCAAGGAAGCAGCCAAGACAAUAAAGGCAACUUUAAAACGUCGUAACACUGCGGAGCGAUUUCUCUCUCUUCCUGGCUUCUCAGAUCAUGGCAUCCCUGAAGUUUCCCCGGAGAAAACGAGGCAGCAGUACCGGGAACAGAAACGAUCGAAGGACCGAGUGCGUUCCCAAGACCGAGAGCUAAAACAGUCAACUUUAGAUAACCCAACUAAUGCUAUGAGCACUUUGACGACAGCUGAUACUGAUGAACGAUGUGAGAGUCUGCCGCCCCUGUCACCAGCUGUUAAGGUUGACUCUAAGUCACGCUAUAUGAGUGUGUCGUGUAGGAAACUGGGAGAUGGGGCCGAUGCUGAUCAAACUGAUGACCGAAAGGUGUCUACCGCAGAACUACCCCCGGAACGUGUUUGUUAUUUUGCCCAGCUACAGAGUCUACUCAAAACUGGAAGUCAGGAAACUGCCUUUAAUCAUCGCCAACAGAGGAGCGAGGAAGAGGUGCUGUACCAACAGGAAUUGUAUGAGAUGCUCUGGCUGGAGCUCCAAGCAUGGCAAGCUGGUCUGGACUCCAAUAUGUUCGACAUUGAAUUGAUUUCUCGGAGACAUGAGGUUUAUGAUAUAAUACAGGAAGUUUUAAGCUUCAAGUUUGAUCCUAAUAAACAUGAGAAACAUCAGGACAAUGUUGAAAUCCCCUCAAAAAUGAAGAUAACCACAGUGGAUGAACUGGUGACCGCGGGAGAACUGAGGAUCGCUGGGAUUGCUGUGAGUUCUGCCGACGCGGCGGACGGUGUGGGAAUAAGUCGAAUGGCUGAGGGAGAGGAUGACUGUGUUGGAUGCCUCUCUAUUUGGUGUAAAGGAUGCCAGGAUAAGCAGACAGAAUGCCUCAUCCAAGUUGCAUCAUUACUUAAGCGGCUAGAUUAUGUGGAGUCUCUUUUUCCUUCUACCAAGAAAUUAGCUUUACAUUUCCCAGAGUGGGAACAAACAGAAUUUGUUAAUAGAUACAAGGCUCUGUGUGUGUGGUACAAUACAAGUGUCCAAUUAAGAAUGAAAAUUGAGGUCCUCGGUAAGCUACUUGGAAACAUGACCAACACCCUCAUACCGUGGCCCACAUUUAGCAUGUGCUUCACUGGCAUGGCAACUCCCACCUCAAGUUACGACUCCGGUGCUCCGUUAGCAACUGCCUACGAGGAGUCGCCGCAGGAAACAGAAACACAAGCUUGCAGUACGACAUCUUCAGUCCGCUUUGUAAUAGACUACGAUAAGACUGACGCCAGCUCUAAUCCAUCCGAUUCCAGUAACUCAACAGACUCUGGACACACUACUGCCAGCACCAACAGUGGCCUUCUGAUGCCUCCUGGGCACAUGUCUGCUCCUCCUCCAGGUGGACUACGUCGCUGCCUCAGUGAUAUCUUCAUGGAGGCCAACCCUUACAGGAAAUAUGUUGAGAAGUUAUUACGAAAUAAGGGAAUGAAGAAAACAUUUGAUAAAGUGGCAGAAGUGAUUCGUGAUGUAAUGUCCCGUACAAUGUGUAUCCUGGAGGAACCUCACAGGACACUACGAGGUGGAAAACUGCACAGGCAUGGAUCUGAUGUCCCUUCUGUAGCAUUGGCCGAGACCUUACAAGAAUUGAAUCGAUUUGGGCCAUGGACUCCCAAGUUUGAAUCUAUGGAACUUCCUCCAUUCUAUGCAAUGUUUAUCUUCUUAGCUGCAGUGUCCCUUCAGAUGAUGAGGGAGUGUUUAAAACUGCGAUUGGAACAAAUGCCAGAGAAGCCAUCACGACUUAGUAUUAAGGAACUUAUGAGAGAGUACAAAGAAGGGGUGAAGUUUGCUGUGGUAGUAAGACAGAAGUACUUGCGGUCGUGCCAGGCGCUCUUCACACACCUCACCCAGCAACUACGGGAAAACUUGGAACUGCGACAGAAUCAAGCUAUAGAAGAACUUGAUGCAAAUAUCAAAAGACUGUUAGAGGUGUACCUAGAAUGGUUGGAUCAGUUUGUGUGUAUGUUGCAUCGAGAACCUCAUGCUUCAAGUCUGCAGCGCAAUUUCCUUCAAGAAGAGUGGCGCUUUGUUCAGGCUACUUGUCCUCAUGUUACGGAGGGAGACAGCUUGGCUGCUACACGUUUCUGUAACAUAGCGUGUCACAUGCUGUGUAGUGUGGGUGAUUUUAUUGAUACCGGAAUUGACGAUCAAAUGGCAGCCUUGCAAGACUCCACCUUGGAGAACCUCGAUGACCUGAGUGAUGAUGACGACUUGGAACAAGAUGAUAUUCAGAAAAAGCGACUUUUGCAAAGAUGUAGAGCGUUGCAAGUCCUCCUCGCAGAGACUCGUGAGCGAGCUUUACGAGCGGCUGGACUGGCUAAAAUGUUGCGGAAGGAUCUAGAGGUUGCUGCAGAAUUUUGCCUCCGUGGUGAGCCUUCAGUUGUUUUGGAUAAGUUGCGGGAAACGGGUCACAUACGUGUCAUCGCUCCGCACAGCCAGAACCACUUCAUCUUUGUCCCAGGUCGCAUCAAGGAUAAGAGAGAGUAUAUAUGGCACCUGUUGGACAUGCGUGUAGGUGGUAUAGGAUUGGAGCACGAAGAUGACGAUGGGGGCGGCUAUAUGAUUUUAAUGAGGUGCGAUGAAUAUGAUACUUUAUCAAAACUCUGGACUGGUAAAGUGAUAGAGAUUGAACCUACAGCUGACUGCACCAUUACCCUCUCAAGAGUCAUGGUGACAAGUUUGUUGUUGGUUGUAUCAAGUGGCACAAUAUUGACUCCAGUGCGUCGAGAGUUCCAGAGAUCCAUGGGUAAUACUGUGGCCCUCAUACAUGACCAGACGGCACCCAACAAGGCAGUUACACAUUCCAUUGAUGAACUUAAGGGAGCAGCCCUUGAGCUUUGUGAGAGUCUUCUUCAGAACAUUAAGCAGGUGGAGAAUAUGACAGACCUUGAGCAGACCACACCUGAUGUAGAGGAUGGAGAACGUCGUCAGCUCCGUCUUGUUACUCGAGAUGUUGUCCACCAGUACUUUAUGUUUGGGUUUGAGUACCAUAAGGAAGUUACUCGACUUGUCACCGGUCAGCACCGUGCAGACGUUGCCCCGCUGUUGGUGUCUCUAGCCAGGAUGUGGAUGACGUUUAUAGAGUCACAUUAUUCACAUGGGAAAGGCAGUCGACCACGGUGGGCAAAUGCUGGGCUGGAAUUCAUCGUGUUUGUUUGUGAUCCACACAAUACAAAACACCUAAAAGAAGAAGAUUUUCAGCAACUUGUAAGGGAAAUUGAAUCAUGCCGUGCGUACAUCGUGGGCACCGCUCCAGAGGUUAAACAGCCAACCACCCCACUAACUCCAGUCCUUCCUAGACACUUCAGGUCAUCAUCCUCGUCAUCCACAAUCCAUUUGCCGCCAGAGAGAUCCUUAUCCACACAGUCCUCCCAGAGUGAUUAUUCCCCCGUAGUAAAUCCAACGGAGAGUCCAUUUUUAAGAAGAAAUCACACGAGACGCAGCCAUUCCAGCAUGGAAAAACCAGUUGACCAGAGUGACUGCCCUAGUCAAAACACUCCAGAAAAGCCAAUAGAAAGGGUGCGGAAAAAAAUUGUGUCAAUGGACCUUGAAAUCGAUGAUUCUCUCAGAGAGGAUAAAGUGAUAGGAAGAGUAUCCAAUACUCAGAGGGACAGGAUUCACUUCAAGCCUCGCAGUGUUAGUUUCUCGUGGCAGAGAGGCUUCAAAAUUGGUGCUGGAAGGUUUGGCAAAGUGUACACAGCCGUGAACAAUAACACUGGGGAGCUGAUGGCCAUGAAGGUCCUCCCGCUGCAGCCCAAUGACCACCGCUCCAUCCGACGUGUUGCUGAUGAGCUGCGCAUCUUUGAGGGCAUUAGUCACCCACACCUUGUCCAAUGCUACGGUGUGGAGAUACACAAUGACGAGAUGUUAAUGUUCAUGGAGUACUGUGAGGAAGGCACACUUGAGAGUUUAGCUACCAGCACAGAAACUGGGCUUCCUGAAGAGCUCGUACGCAAGUAUACAAGGCAGCUAUUGGAGGCAGUGAAUGUACUGCACGAGCAGGGUGUGGUUCAUAGGGAUAUCAAGGGUGCAAAUAUCUUCCUCUCUGAUGAGGCUAACACACUGAAACUGGGAGACUUUGGGUGUGCGGUCAGGCUGCGUGGUCAUCAGACAGAAAUAGGAGAAUUGGCUGGUAUCGUUGGUACUCACGCAUAUAUGGCACCCGAGAUAUUCCAGUCUAGUGAAGGUCAUGGUCGAGCUGCUGAUGUUUGGUCUGUGGGAUGUGUCGUCAUAGAGAUGGCCACAGGCAAAAGACCAUGGCCCCAGUAUGACAGCAGCGUUCAGAUAAUGUUCCGUGUAGGGAUGGGAGAAUCUCCAUCCAUUCCCAAACAGCUUUCAGAAGAGGGUCACGAAUUCUUAGGUGGAUGUUUUGUCCACGACCCCAAAUCUCGGUCAACAGUAGCCCAGCUGUUAGACCAAACGUUUGUGAAGGUUGACACUGGUGAAGACUGCACAUCACUGCCUCUCUUCUCUCACACACCGUUUGUGCCUUAUAUGAAGCUUCUGUCAAGUACGUGAUUCAGCUACAGCUCAUAGGUAGACGUGGUAUUUAAAAUCUUGAGAUGGUACAGUCAGCUCAAGGGGAAUUCGCAGCAUAUCUUACUACUUACCUGUGUGUAUAUGUGUGUGUGUGCGUGCAGUUUUCUUUACGUGUAUGUAAAUUUUAUUCAGAAUGCCUGUACAGUAUACAAUCCUCCUCUUUACUUUCACAUAACACACACAGUCACCUGACGGGAAUAGAGUGCAUCAUGCGAGAAAAUUUAGUUCCUACUGCAGUCUAGUUCAUGAGGGGCUUUUAGUACAGGAGUUGACGAGUUAAUUUAAAACACGUGGGUUUGAUUGUAAUGCAAGUCUAUAUUUGAUGCUGUCCACAAGUAAAAUAUACUACUUAGACUUUAUUUUUUCAUGUUGUUAAAGUUUAUGAGCAGCUCUUCUGCCGAUAUAUGUGUGCAGUUGAAUAUACAGAGUGCAGCUUUUGACUCUUAUGAGUGUCUUUUCCUCUUAUAAGACUGUUCUAUGGGUUUAUUUAUUUAUUCAAGUUUAAUAUAAUCAGAAACAGAUGUAGUCAGUCAUUCCUCCAUGCAUCUUAAAUCCUUUAUGCUCUUGCUACCUUACAGUUGUGUACUGAAGGACUCCAUUACAAUUUUAAAGAGAAAUAUUUACUUUGGAAUGUGUACAUGUACGAGUAGUUUAAAAGGGUUCAUGGUAGCUGCAUUUGCCUUAGUCCGGUAAACUACAUCAGUUUAUAUAUAAUAAUAAUUUUACUCAAUGCUUCCAUACAUUGACAAUUAUACUCCAGAACGAGGUACACUGUCAUGAAUUAAUUGUUAGUUAAGCAUGAUCAGUUAUGGUGCAGUUGUUGUAUAGUAUUUGAGUCUGUUAUGAAGUGUACAUAGUGGUGGUAUACACAGCCUGACAUGCCAUACAGAUACGGCAACAUUUAUAGAGGACUGUUAAUAUAAAACAAAGUAAUAUACAGUACUACAAGUUUUAGGAAUUAUUCAAAAUACAUUAAAAGGUACUACAAAAGUUGUAGUUUUUAUUUUAGUGUUUGGUGGCAGUCAUUUGUCACAGUCAGGAGCAUUACUGAUGUUUGAGGGUGCAGUAUUAAUCACUUGCAUAUUUUAAGUUUCUAACAAAUUCUUUAAAUUUAAAGAAUUAUUUUAUUUCAAUAUAUUUUUUCUAAUUGUUUGUAAAUUCAACUCUGGUGUAUACAUACGGAGCAGUUUAUUUAUGUUGAUCUUGUAUAUGUACACUAAAUAGUUUGUAUGUACAGUAAACAGCUUAUGCAUGUACAUUGAGCGACAAAUUAUCUUCCCAGUUUUGGAUGAAUGUAUCACAGAAUACUCUAGCCUUCCAACACUCUCUGGGAAACUUUUGAACAGUUGGUGGGUCUGGAGAGGACUGAUUAUGAGUUAACAGGUGCAUAAUUUAAUUACACUCAGUACCGUGAAGUACAUACAGUAUGUCAUUUACCACUUAGGGAUGUUAUGAACCAUAUCUCAGGGCUUCUCGUGCCAACUGUUCACAUGUAGUUGAGAUAAAUCUUUUGUUUUAUUUUGCUGUUUAAAAAUUCGUAAGACAAAACUGGGAAGAUAGUUUUGUCACUCACUGUACAGCUUAUAUAGUGUGUCUCAGAAAAAUGUCUGUGCCUCCCUCCCUGCCUGCCUGCUCCCUGAGACACUGAGUUGGAGGAAGGCAGAGAGCAGGCAGGGAGGGAGGGAUGCAGGUACAUUUUUCUGGGACAUCCUAUACUGUAUAUGCACUAAAUGAGUGAAAAAACAAAUUGAUGACAUUAAUCUAGAAACACCAACAUAAGCCAGUAGCCAGAGAGAGUUUGUGAGAUUCUUGGGAAGCUUAUUGGGUUGUAGAAGACAGUUGAGGCAUUGUCAGCUUGCAGUUCCUUUCUGUUUUAUAAUGAUUUCAGUGAAGUUUGCUCAUUCGGGAAAGAGUUAGUACAGUACAGUAUAGGUGUGCCUAAUGACACGUAGGAGGUCCGGGUCUCUCCUCGAAUCCAUAGAAUAUAAUCUGGUGAAUUAUUGAACAUUUCUUUCUUCUUAUUUUUUGUGUGUAUGUUUACUAUGUGUUGAGUAUGUGUCUGUCUGUCUUUUUAUGGCCAUUUUCCACCCUUACACGAUUCUCUCCUCUAUUAUUUCCUUCCAUUCUUUAGGGUUGUGUUUCUCUUGAUCUUUCACACACAGAAAUAGGAGAGGAGUACAGAUAAUAAUUAGACAUAUAAUGAGUUGUUUGGUAUGUGCAAGAGCAUUAACGAUGAGCUUCAGUAUUGUAGUUAUGUAGGUGAUAAUGUCGUAAGUGCUGCAGGUAUGUCUGAUUCUUCAAUAUUUUUCAUAUAACAGAGAAUUUGAAGAACUACUACUAUGAUAAGGGCGUUCACAAGGUAUGAAUUAUUAUAAUACAGUAUAUUCAUUAGUAGUACGGUAUCUAUCUAUACAUACAUAUAUUUACACUGUGUAUAUAUACUAUUUCUCUUAAUGUUUAUAUAUACUGUAGUACACUUUUAUAUAGUAAUUUGAUAGCAUUUCUAUAUUAGCCUAAAAAAUAAGGAAAUUACUGAGCUUCAGAUACAACAAUAUGGGGUAUCUCUUUUCCUCUGAUACAUAUAGUACAGUACAUGUUUAUAUUCUUCCAAUGCAAUGAUAGUAGUAGAUAUAAAGAACUAUUGUUUAGGAAAUAUCAAUUAAACUAUUUCUAAGCAGGGAAAGACUUCACCUGACUGAGAUAUUGUUAGUGUGUGUGUGUGUGUGUGGCAUUUAUCUCACACGUGUACAGUACAGUUGGCUGGUAAAUGAUAUAGGAUGUUCAGUUCAGUACAAGUUUUUUAUAAGUAUUGUACAGUGUCCAUAAAUUACUGACCUACUUUCAAACAUCACAGCCUCAAAAAUAUUAUAGGUGGAACACGUCAGUUUACUACACGUGAAGAACAACCUCUUUUAUUCUCGACUUAGAAGACUUCCACGUGUCCUCUGUGUUCUGUUUGUGAUUUUUUUUUUUAGGUUAAUACGUUUUAAAAUGGGUCAGAUAAUUUAUGGACACCUUGUAUAAUGAUCACUGAGUUGAGAAGAAACAGGGAGAUAUAAUUAGUUUAGUAUGUAGAGUGUACAAGGAGGCAAGUGCUUGGAAAGAGGGAAGAGAUAGAGAGAGAAAUAUGUAUGUAGAAGUUAGAGGGAAGAGAUGUAGUUGUGAUAUAAUCUCAGAUGGUUAGUUAGAGUUUGUUAAAAUAUAGAUCUGCUGAGGCUAAAAUAUUAUAAAAACAAGAGUAAGAGAGCAAGAAUAAUAUGCUGUAGUAAAUGGCAAAAUAAGUCACUUACAUGAAGCCCCACUAAACAUCAUAAAUACAUCAGGAAACAACAUGAAAUGUUUUUUAUUUUCUGGAUAAUUUUAAUGAAGAAUGUAUAUAGGUAAGAGUAGAGUGUAUUGGGGUCAUUAAUCAGUCUCAUGCAGCUGGAAAGAAAUCACGGGUGUCCAGGAUAUCAGUGUAUUACAGUGUUUGUUACCCCAAGUACUGUACAGAGCAGUAUUGGGCUACCAUCAGUAUUGACCUCAACACUGUCAGGAUAUACUACCAAAGAAUUAGAGGUACAGGAGUUUUUCAUUAUCUGAGAUUAGUAGGGACCAGAAAAUUGCCACUUAAAGCAAAUGAACUUAUACUCGGGAAUCUGAAGAGAACGGAGUUGUCUAUCACGCACUCGCCACUUUUCUUCUUAUGAAUAUCGUCUAAUUUCAAUUCCAAUCCAUAGCUGCUAUGCUUUCUUUUAGGGAUUGUACCUAUUUUAGCUCUAGCACUAUACUUUGAACUCAUGGCUAAGUAUAGUUCAACAAUAAUUUGGCCACUUAAAUGCGAAUCCACGGAUAUUGAUGACUCCGAUAACAAGGAACCCAUUUACAGUACAGCGUAUGUGGUAUUUAAAAAUUAUCAUACAAAGGAAAUAGAUAGGUUUACUGUUAUUUGUUGGGAUAGAGAAUAUUAGACACUUGUAAACUGAGUCUUGUGUUAGAUAUAAAAAACCUGUUUAUUACUUCCAUAGGUUAUAUUUAAGUUAAUAGUUGAAACUUCUCUUCACAAGUAUUUUAUUUUAACACAUUUUAUGAAUAUGUGAUGGGUGAAAUUAUUAUGUGAUAGGAUACAAAUGUUAAAAAUUUUGACUUUGGCAGCUGUAUAUUGUACUUGUAAUUGUAUUACCUUUAAAGAAGACAUGGUCAUGUCAUAUUAGCAAGAAAUAAUAUACAGGGUGGUACAUAACUUGCUAUACCAAGAAUAAUUAUAAUGAAAAUAUUCUUAUGUAAUGCAACUCAUGAACCAUCCUGUAUUAUGAUGGUAUCUUAAUCCAGUCAUGUUUACUGUGUAUGUGUUUGGUCAUUGUAGAGUGAAUUCAUAUAUGUACUGUAUUUGUUUUGUCCUGUACCAUCAUGACAACAUACCCACAUACCUGUGAUUAUAAUUUUAAAUUUUCUCAUUGUUCAGUAAAGUAACUCAGCCACUUUUGUGUCCUCGGCAUAACCCAAUCAUAAAUAAAAGGAAAAAUCACUUGCUUCAGUUUUCUUUUUAUGGGGUAUCAAGUCUUGUGAGAAAUGCCCAAAUUGAUGUUCAUGGUCUCACUGUUUAGUCUGUAAGUUGAGAGUAUCUGUCUACCCGCUUGGAAUAGGUUUAAUGUGAGGGACUGAGAGAGCUGGCAUCUCCUAUCCAUAAUCUUUACUUCCCAAUAAUGUAAAACUGUAUCUGCAAAAGUUACAGUAUAUAUUUUUUUUAUAAUUUUAUCUUGGAAAUAAUGCUUACUGUAUUCUAUAUACACAUAUAUAAUUACUAAAAUCUGUCCACCGUCAAUGUAUAUUAUUUCUUGUCUGUCUUUAUUUGUUGUCUUUCUUUCUUGUGAUUGUGAUGUCUUAAAGUAUCCCACCAACUAUAUUACAGAGACUUGGUGUUAUUUUAAGCAAAUAUGUGUUUGCCAGUUUAUUAUGUACUUUUGUGUAUUCUGACUCACUUGUAAGACUUUGUGUCUCUUGUAUAAUAGCUGUGCAGCUUUCCUCUACUACCAUCAACACCUCCACCACCACCUCCAUCAUCAACACCUCCACCUCAAGUAUACAGUCCAGCUUAUCCAUAUACAUUGACAAAUUACAGUACAUCUCAUGUUGGUUAAGUGUCACUUGGUAAUACUCUACUAUACCUAUUUGAUUUUUUAUUGUAUGUAAACAAAGAUAAAUACAAUGUUUAUAUGAUAUUUAUGUGUGCAUUAUUGAUUGUAUUUUAUUCCUUGUAUUCUUUCAUCAGCUUAUGUAAGAUAAUGAUGUACAUUAUCUUAUACAGUAUUUACAAUUGUUUUGUGAUAGUUUGUCCAGAGUAUAUUGUUUCAUCAUUUUGUUGGUAUUUGUUAAUUACUCUCCAACUAUGGUUUUCCAAGGUGGUUAUUUUGGUGUUAUUCUGCAAGUACUUGAUCAGUCAAACCCGUUAAAUUCCAAUUCCGAGAAAAAAGUACCUGUAUUGUUCAGUCCCCAAAAUUACUAGGCAUUAGGCUUACCUUUUUGGCUGUAAUCUUGAUCUCAGUACAUGUACUCCUGAGCAUGCUGAUUCUGAAUCUAUGGUAAAAAAUUUGAUUGCGGGGUAAUUAGUGGUUGUAAUGAUGUUUGGAAGAUGUACAUCAUCUUAUAAUGUGCUUACAUUUUUUUUUUUUUUAGAUAUCUUGUAGUGAUAUUUUAUCCAACAUAACCAGUUUAUAUUGUUUUAUCAUUUUGUUGUCAUUUGCUAAUGUAUUAAGAAUCCAGAUAUUUUGAUAAUUUUGGAUCAUAUUUGAAAAGAUAUUCAGAGUAUAAGAUAUACAUCUUUACUUACAAGCAGUUGUCCAAUACCGGUAUGUAUUUACCAGUUUAUUUUGUACUUUGGUGUAUUCACUCCCAUUUGUAAGACACUGUGUCCCUUGGGUAACAGCUGUAUAUCUUAUUUCCUCUUUCCAAGAUGCUUUAUGAAGUCAAAUCAAAUAACUAUGUACACUACGGCAAUAUCAAACACAUGCAAUGUCAAAUCACGAGUAGAAAGGAUUUGUUGUACAUCUCAUGUAAGUCUUCAUAACAUGUUGAAGACUUUAUCACGGAAUACUUCAUUACACCAAAUAUCUUGAUGUUUAACACCAUCACAGACAGUGUUGUGAGUCUUCAACAACAAGAUAGAUGUAAUGAAGAUCUUGUGAUAAAGUCUUCAACAUCUUGUUAUGAAGACAGAUGUACAGCAACUCUUUUCUACUUGUGCUUUGACAAGACCUCUCUGGUCUUGUCAAGCACUUUGUAUUUUUAUAAACAAUUUCAUCAAAAUUAAAGAUUGUGUCUCCUCAAAA